AUGGAGAAUGAGAUACAGCAACUAAUGGAAAUGGGAGCGACUGCCGCACAGGCGCGGGCAGCGCUGAGACAGUAUAAGGAUGUCAUGCAAGCAGCCGAAAGAUAUUUUGAGGGCAAAUUCGACCACAUCAAGGAAGGGGAUGAAGACUUCGUGAUGCUUGAUGAUGGUGAAGCUACUCGUAAAUCUCGAUUCUCAGCAACGAUCUCUGAACCCGAGGACAAGAUGACCUCUGACGAGGAAGAGGACGACGAUGACGAUGACGCAGACUAUAUUGACUAUGACUCCGAUUUCGACGACAGCAGAGAUACGAGCAAUGGCGUCCCUGCGGUUGAUCCGUACUCGGGUAUCUUCUUCUCCAAAGACCGUCGCGAGGAAGUCAUUGAAGUUGAAGAGGAAUCUGAAAUAAUUUUCAUCCCCGAAACUAAUGAAAGAGUCAAGCUUAUGACCCAAGGACAAUGGAUGAAAGGCUGUCCAGAAGGCGGAGAACAAAGCUUCUUGUUCGGACUCUAUUCCCAUCUGAGUGAACCUCAAUGCCCGUGUCCACAUGAAUGUGGUGCCUCAAUAGCCAAGAAGAAAAGUGAUUUUUUUGCCUUGGUUGCCGACUUUUCGACAUACAUUGAACGUCUCGGGAAAGCUGUUCAGCAAAAAUGUCCUCGAUGUCAUUCGGAAUUCUGUUUGGCCUGUGGUGAACCAAUUUCUCAGGAAAAGGAGCGGAUGAUGUCCGCUUCAACAUCGAAUGAUCCCCUUUUCCAUUGUUCUAAUUUGCAAGGGGUCAUUCUAGGAGUUGGGCUCGCUAUGCUCGAGCAAAUGUUUAUUGAGAAAAAUCAGGAUGCAACCGACAGCAAAGAACAAAUGACGAGGAACAAUAAGCGUCGAAAGACGAAUGGCUCUGUAUCACAUGAUACCGACGAAGACAAUAUUCAUCAUGCCUAUGGGAGUGCGCAAGGCAAGAAAGCCAAAGGUGGGACUGGAUAUGCCGGAGAUCAGAAAGAGGAUAACACUGGCCAACUUGAGGCACAAGCUGCACAACGUGAAAAGGACGAGAAAAUUGGAAAGCUUCUCAGUGCUAUUCGUGUAUAUCUUCCCAACCUUCAUCGAGAGGGUGGAGGACGAACGAGCGACUAUCUUGUCCACCCCACUACAUUGGCCCACCUUCGAAGGAGAUUCAACCAUGUUUGCAGUACCCUCUUGAGAAAUGAUUCGCUCGCAGACAUGUCAGAAAGGUCUGUUCUCUACUAUGAGUUGUUGGAAUGGCUGGAGACUAUCUCCAAUCACGAAGCACUAGCCAGCAUGAUGGCCAUGCCUAUUAUGGUUGUUGCAUCUGUUAAAGUUACGGCCAAAAAACCAACAAAGAAAUGCACUUCUGGCAUCCGAGAACGCACCAUUGUUUAUGAAGGAAGUUCGGGCCCUCGAGAGCUAUUGGAAGCCAUAGCCAUCCAGGCCCAAGCUGCCUUAAAAGGACUCGAGGGAACCAAAGCCCCUGACGCAGCUCCUGAGGAACUCACGGAGGAGCAAAAGCGUAUGACAGUGGAUCCCAAGGGCAAGGUUGAACAACAAGUUAGCCAGAAUACGUCCGACGAAAAUCAGAAACUGCUCCACUUCUGUCGACGCAUUCUUGCGACCGUGAAUGCUAUCGAUCGUUCACUGCGAGAUACGAAAGGCGAUGCCUUUGUGAACCGCCUCCAUUCUUCUUUACCAAACAUUACCUCCUCAUCGCCACAUAUUCACGUCGAAGCAGGGACAACAGAGGAAAGCGCUCGGAAGGCAUAUGUGGAGUGGGCUACGCGAGUUAGGUUUGAAUACUGCGAUUUAUCUGUUCAAGCGCAAUCGAGCGACGAAGAAGAUCAGCCCCCCCACUACAAAUUCUUCUACGACAAUGAGGCCCGCAUGCUUGCAAAUUCCGACAUCCCCAAGCGGUCCCUUGCUAUAGCUAAAGAACUCGCCAUCUUGACUACGAAUCUGCCAGUUGCAUGGGAUUCUUCCAUUUUCUUAAGGGUCGAUGAGACCCGUGUGGACGUAAUUAAGGCGUUAAUAACCGGGCCUGAAGGAACACCGUACGUUUUUGCUCCACCCUACCUGUUCGAUAUUUUUCUGGGGCCGAGCUACAAUCAAUCACCGCCCAAUGUAAAGUAUAUGACGACGAAUGGUGGCAAAUUCCGCUUCAACCCUAAUCUCUACGCUGACGGGAAAGUUUGUCUAUCGUUGCUUGGGACUUGGUCGGGACCUGGUUGGGUUUCUGGAAAGUCGACAUUGCUACAACAGGUUCUCAUUUCUAUUCAAUCCAUGAUACUCUGCGACGAGCCAUAUUUGAACGAACCAGGGUGGGCAUCCAGCGGAGGGACUCCUCAAUCUCAGGCUUACUCCGCAAAUGUUCGGCGAAUGGUGGUUAAAUCCGCGAUGCUUGGAAAUCUCAAAACGCCGCCAGAACCCUUCUCUGAUAUAAUACGCACCCAUUUCAGGUUGAAAGCAAAAUCGCUUUCAGCGCAGUUGGACGAUUGGUUGAACCAAGACGAUGGUAAACCCACCAGUGGCGAUGGUGGCUACAGCAUUUCAAAUGCGGAAGCUGGAGGCAGCGCAAACGGACUGAAGAAAGAUAUUGAGGAAUUGAAAGGCAUGCUUAAACAAUUGGAGGUGUCUGCCAGUGGGCGUUGA
Messenger RNA from Laccaria bicolor S238N-H82, 2652 nucleotides. RefSeq lists its product as uncharacterized. Gene Ontology annotation, molecular function: ubiquitin conjugating enzyme activity. The record is from RefSeq and is a predicted model, not a curated record. NCBI's taxonomy places the organism in Eukaryota, Fungi, Basidiomycota, Agaricomycetes, Agaricales, Hydnangiaceae. The coding region runs from base 1 to 2652 and encodes 883 amino acids. The transcript is spliced from 15 exons.